Necator americanus (New World hookworm) is the source of this 615-nucleotide messenger RNA. RefSeq lists its product as uncharacterized. NCBI's taxonomy places the organism in Eukaryota, Metazoa, Nematoda, Chromadorea, Rhabditida, Ancylostomatidae. Bases 1 to 615 code for a protein of 204 amino acids. The transcript has a single exon. The record is from RefSeq and is a predicted model, not a curated record.
AUGAAUCAACGAACAACAGCUGCAGUUCGAACACCAGCCGGAUGUACAGCACCGUUUGAGGUGGUAACUGGAGUAAGACAAGGGGCAGUGGCAGGACCUUUCCUGUUCAAUUUCGCAAUCGACGACAUUAUGCGAAGAACAGUCGACCAGUGUCCCGCUGACAUUGUCUUAGCACUAUCAGGGUGCCUCUUGACUGACCUCGAGUAUGCCGACGAUUUCGUUAUAUUCGCGGAAAGCAGUACGAAACAUCAACAUGUUGUCAACCUUGUAUCGAAGCUGGCUGCAACCUCUGGACUACGCCUACGCCCUGAUAAAUGCAAGCAGAUGUGGAUCUCUUCGAGAUCACGAACGGGAAUCAGGGUGGACAAACAACCAAUAGUACUCGUCGAUGAGUUCUGUUACCUUGGCUGUACGCUGAAGAACAAUGUCAACUACGAGAGAGAUGUUCAGCAAAGAUGCGCUAAGGUCACUUUUGCAUUUAACUCCUUAACGAAAUGGCUGUGGUCGACCCACAUCACCAACGAAGUCAAGCUGCGAGUCUACCGCAAUUCACCCCAUCAUGAUGUACGGAUCGGAGACUUGGGCAGCACCAUCAACGGUUAUGGAGAGGCUUGA